Molecule: messenger RNA, 997 nt
Organism: Sander lucioperca (pikeperch)
Lineage: Eukaryota; Metazoa; Chordata; Actinopteri; Perciformes; Percidae
Exons: 4
Coding region: 228-812 (194 amino acids)
Biological process (GO): regulation of lipid metabolic process; triglyceride homeostasis
Source: RefSeq, a predicted model, not a curated record
AGACUCCAAAUUCAUCAUCCACUGGUUAUUGUGAUGAUGCUGAGGUCUGCAAAGCUGUGAUAGACAAAUACGCAUUUUAUAGCCUUAUUUCCUCUUUUUUAAUACUUAACAUUAAGCGAGUUUACUCCUUAACUGGCUGAAUUACUGAAAAAGAAAUCACAAACUUGUGAACAACUGAACAACUUUUGAAACAGACAACUAGACUACAGUUGUAAGCGACUGGUAUCAUGAAGAUGACCUGGGGCCUGUGCCUGCUUUGUUUGGCCGGGGGUUUAAGAGCAGUCCAUGCAGGUCCCGUCAGGAAGACCGGCAAGAUGGCAGACAAGGCAGUGCCACAGGAAGAAGUCAACGUGCUCAUGUUUGGUGUCAUACAGUUCAGCGAAUCCCUUAACUAUAUUUACGAAACAACUGAGGCAAAGAUAGCUAAAAUCAGCCAGACUUUGAGGAGCCAUGAGGGGACUCUCCAAAGGCUGGGGAGGCAGACUGAACAGGCUGCAGAAGUGGAGAAGCAGAUUAAGGAAGUGAUACAGUUGCUACAGGCCCAGAUGGCUAAGCAACAGGCUCAGACCAAGACGACUAAAGACUGGCUGGCCAGCAUGGAGCAGGAAGUGGUGGAGCUGAAAACAAAAGUGAAGAAGUUGGAGAUGUAUCUCAACACCAACAUCAGCAUCAAAGAGCUGCAGGAGAGAGCAAAAGAGCAAUCCAACAUCUUACAGGGUUUACAGCAUCUGACCCAGUUGCAAAAAGAGAAUGUUGAGAGUCAGAAUGAGCAGCUCUCCAAACUGCAGACAAUGAGUGAAACUAUGACAUAGUUGUUUUAAGAUUCACUGCUGAGGUCUCCCAGUCUACGCAGAUCUCAACUCUGUAACGGCACUCCCAUCAAACCCUGCAAUGUGUGCCAUAGAUCUACUCUAUGGCCAGAAAAUAUUUUUUAUUAGUACUCUUAGGAUUAUGUCCUUGUUGUAGCAGCUCUCAUCUCUGUACUUAGUAAACGUUU